UCUCCCUGCAUUCUUACUGCAGAAGUCUCAACCAGAUGAUGAUGCUCCAGAGAGAGAGAGGCAGAAGUUGCUUCUUGCAAAACAACGCCAAAGAGCAAGAAUGAAGGCAGCUGGGAAGAUCCAGGCCUGGUGGCGUGGCACCUUGGUGCGUAGGACCCUGUUGGCAGCUGCCCUCAGGGCCUGGAUGAUUCAGUACUGGUGGAGAACAGUCACAUGGAGGCAGUUGGAUAAGCGACGGCAGAACUCAUUGAAGAUCUAUGUAAUCCAGGAGCAGGCAGCAGUCAAGCUCCAGUCGUGGGUUCGCAUGUGGCAGUGCCUUCAACAUUACUGCCAAGUAUGCAAUGCUAUCUGCAUACUUCAAGCUCCAAAGAGCUGCUUCACCUUCCAGACCAGUGAUGUUUCACCGGCCCAAUAUGAAGGCACUUACAACCAGCCAGAGUUCCAUAUUGAAAUCCUAUCAGUCUAAGAGUGCUAUAGGGUGGAGAACUGGCUCCACCACCCCAAUAAAUGUCUGACCAGGUUUUGUGCGUUUCAGUGACUUCCACGCGAUUCAGGUCUCUCCCUUCUCUUCUACUGGGGGAAACAUUUCAAUAUAGGUAUCUCUAGAUUUUCCACUGUGGCACAAUGGAAUCAGCAGCAUCUCGGGAGUGCUGGGACACAGGUUUGAUCCUCAGCCCGGCAAUGUGGUUUAAAGAUUUCCGCAGCUGUGGCUUAGGUUGCAACUGCGGCUCAGAUCUGACCCCUGGCUCAGGAACUCCUUAUGCCAUGGGGUGGCCAAAAAAGAAAAAAAAAAGUACAUAUAGGUACCUCUCCCUCCUACCCCCAUUCCUACCUCUCAGCGCCUAUGGCUCCCGUUCUGGACCCACAGAGGCCAUAUGCCAGUGACUCUAUCCAAACCACAAGCUGCUGCCUGAGGCUGUCCUCAUAUAUGCAGAACCAGUUGUCCCAUUCUACAGCCCUGGCACCAGUCUUCUAAACUUGUAACUGGGAGGUGCUGGGCUUUAUAUUCCUGAAGACUCUGAGUACCUCCUCUUAGGAAAGUGAGGCCAUGCCACACCUCUCUCAGCCUGCCAUCAGGAACCAGCUGGAGUUGUGCCCAUUGGCUUUCUAUUUGGCAAGCCUCAAACAGAAGUCAGGCACUUGGCUGGCUCUCCAGGGAGCAGAGCAUCCCAGAGAAAGCACAGAAGGCUGGCCUUAGUGAUGACUGGAUACAAGGUUUUGCAAGCUUCAUGCUAACUUGGAUGCUAUUUUCUUUGGGAAAUAGCAGAUAACAUGAUCUUAAGGAACUUCAGAUCUGCUUCCAUCCUCCCUCCUCAGGGCCAGCUUCUCCAGGGUGGUGAACACAAAUAGGGCUCCCAGUUACAUCCUCUACCCUAUGUAUGAUGUGAUUCUUAAUGACUUCAACAUUGACUGGAUGAUGGCCCCAAGCUGCUAGUCUCUCACCUCCAGUGAUUUUGACUUCCAUCCUAGCUUAGUCAUCCACUCCCAUGAUUGCACUGUAGACCACUGCUUCUGAAGCUGUCUGUGGGGAGGGACCAUUUUUUUUUUAAUGUCCAAUCCAUCACAGACCAAUUAUUUUAUAAAACAAAAUAAAUGGAAAAAGCAUACAAAAUAUAAGGCUUGUUUUUAAUUAUUAAAACAUACAUAAAAUUACUAUUUCAAUUUGCUUUAAACAUUUGUAAAUGCUUGCUCUAAAUAUCUGUACUUAUCUUAGUGGUAACAAAUGCUCACCACAUGUGGUGGCAUUGCCCUAGCGCUUGUGUUAUUAAACUUAAGUUCUGGAGUUCCCGUCAUGGCGCAGUGGUUAACGAAUCCGACUGGGAACCAUGAGGUUGUGGGUUC
Molecule: messenger RNA, 1842 nt
Organism: Sus scrofa (pig)
Lineage: Eukaryota; Metazoa; Chordata; Mammalia; Artiodactyla; Suidae
Gene: IQCF3
Product: IQ motif containing F3
Molecular function (GO): calmodulin binding
Source: RefSeq, a predicted model, not a curated record